UUUACUUGGAAGACUUAAAAGGCACGUUUCUGUAGCGUUUCCUCCGUUUCGCAUCCAAAGGAACUUACUUCAACAUCUGCGACUGUCAUUUAGAUCGCCACCAUGGGUGAUGUGAUUUCUACCAACCUGGACGAAGGCAAGCGGGAGAUGAUUGCAGCCCGCACCAGCAUCGUGAUGGCAGAGUUUGGGAGGUUUUAUGAGCAGCAGUAUGCUGUGGCUUUGUUCAACAGCGUACGCUAUGAGAUCGAAGGAGGAGGGAAUACCCAGACACAGCUGUUACAUAGAAAGGACCCUCUGAAGAACAAGUCCAUCUUCUCCGGAAGUUUGUUUCAGUAUCUGGAAGAGAGCAAGAAAUGGAGAAGCCGAUUUUUGUAUGUGGGCGACUCCUACAACAUCAGCUUGUAUGAAAGCAAAGCGGCACAUGAUCGAGGUCUUCACUCCAAAGGGGUCAUUAACUGUGCCGGGUACAGAGCCCUGACCUCCAUGGAGGAAUACCUGGGGCUUCUCAACAAUAGUCUGAGUGAUACAAAGGCCAAAGCUGCCAGUGCCCCAUUUCUAAAAUGUCCCACGCAGUUUCCUCUCAUCCUGUGGCAUCCAUACGCCCGCCAUCACUACUUCUGUGUCAUGACAGAGAAAGAACAGAAGAAGUGGCAUGCCGUCUUCCAGGACUGUGUGAGACACAGCAACAACGGACUGUCGGAAGAGUGCAAGGUAGCGACACCAGCUUUCACAGACGCCCUGCGGCUCUACAGGCAGGACAAGGGUCACUACGGCACCUGGGACAUGAUGUGUGGAAACCAAGCACAGAUUCUUGCUAACCUGGUGAUGGAGACUUUGCACCCUGAACUGAAGAAUCUGAUCGUACCUCGGCUGAAAGGAAAACUACAACAGAGACAGAGGGACUGGAUGCUGAUCUCAGAUGCAGUAUACAGACAGGUGCUGUCACAGACAAAAACUCAACACGAAGCUCUGGCUCAAGUAUGUGAGGUGGAACGUCCCCGUCUGGACUCUGCUUUGCGCACAGAUAUGGAUCAGAUCAUCACGUCCAAAGAACACAUUUCUGGAAAGAUCCGUGCAUUGGUGUUGCCCCGUGUCGAACAGCUUGUGAGAAGCAAGGUUCAGCCCUACAUCCACUCCAUCCUGGAGGCCCUCAUGGAGCCUACCAGCAGAGGAUUCUCUGAAGUGAGAGACAUCCUCUUCCGUGAGCUGGUGGAGGUUAGCAAAAACACGAUGAACGAUAGCAGCAGUGAGAAACUGGGAGAGCAUAUGGACAAGAUUUCGAUGUUGGCCUUCCAUCCGGUGAAGAUGCAGAGCUGUUAUGAGAAGAUGGAGGCAUUGAACCUCGAAGGCCUCCAGCAGAGAUGUGAUGUGUCCAGUCCCUCCGUGUUCAUCCAGAGAGCUCAGAUCCUCAUGAGACAGCAAAUGGACAACGCAGUGCACACGUUUGAGCAGCUGGUCCAUCAGAGUCUAGACGGCCACAGUGGAGAGGAUCUCUGCAAGACCAUCCAGCGCUGUCAGGACAGAGUGCUCAAAAAAUAUGAUUACGACAGCAGCACAGUGAGGAAGAAGUUCUUCAGAGAGGCUUUGCUUCAGAUCAUCAUACCGUACAUGCUGAAACAGCUCGCUCCAUCCUGUUCACCGGACCUACCCAAGUUCAAGGAGCUCAUCUUUGAGGACUUCUCUAGGUUCAUACUAGUAGAGAACAUCUUUGAGGAAGUGGUCCUGCAGUCAGUCAGCAAGGACAUCAUGAUGGCUGUGAAGGAAGCUGCGGUCCAGCGAAGGCACAACCUGUACAGAGACAGCAUGGUCCUGACCAACAGCGACCCCAACCUGCAUCUUCUGGGAGAGGACACCAUUGACUGGGCUGGCCAGUUUGGAGGAGGAAAAGGAGAGAGGCAAAGUGGAGAAGUGACCAACAGGAAACGCAAACAGAUUGUCUCCAUGAUCCACUUGGAUGGGAUGCCUCUGCCGUACGAGUCCUGCCAGGAAGUACCAGGAGUGGACGGCAUCCCAGAGGAGAAUGAAGGGCAGACAGAACAAGAUCUUCAAACAGAAAAGCCUGUGAACCCGAUCCAGCACGUACCCAUCAAGGAAGAACCAGGUUCUCCUGACAGUAUCAAUGAGAUCCGAGACCUCAUAAACCCUGUGCUGGAAGUUGUCGAACAAGAUGGCUCACAGUUGACCAAUGGGAUGUUGCCUUUGGAAGAAGGUGAUGAGGUAAAGCACAUCACAAUGGUAACGGAGAUCGUGCCAAGGGAGUCACCAAAAAAGAAUGACCUAGAUUCGGAUACUGCCCAGAUUGAACAGUCUUCAGAAGAGGAGCAGUGCGUAUCGGCCAUUGAAAGCGCCAUUCAACAGAUCGAGAUCGCCAUCCAGGAAGACCCCAGCGAGAACCUGAGCGAAGGCGCCAUCGACUCGGAUGGAGAAUUCGUUCAAACAUCUCCCAACUCCAGCCCUCUUCAUCACGAUGACAGUGGCUUUCAGUCCCCAGCCAAUGAGAAUGUAGAAGAAGUGGAGCCUCAGCCAAUCACAGAUGAAGUGGUGGACACAGAGCAAGUGAUGUUAACUCUGGUGGAGGAAGUGAAGAGUAGCAUCGAUUUAGACGCAAAGGCUCCUUGUGAUGCUUCGGAAAAGAAAUUGGAAGUCCAAAGAGAAAGUUGAAAGUGAGAGAUAAAACAUUUUACAAACUGAAAGUGUUUGCUGACACUCUUUUUCUUUUGCUUUUCAUUCAGCAACACUUCAUGGUUGAUUUAUUUCAGCCAAUUUGUUGUUAAUUUAAUUUUAUUUGAAUUUGGUUUUAUUUUUUGUUUUUCCCGUUCUUUUAUUUUAUGUAACUCAUGACUCCCACGCUAAUUACAAUGUGGCAGAGGUUUCAUAAACUGUCAUUAUCUUGUUAGACUGCGGUUUGGUUGAAGGUGGUGUAAACCGGCAUGCUUUUACCUCUUGACAUCAGUUGAGGAGGUUAGUAUUAUAACUAAAUCAAAUCUAUGGACUUCACCUGAAUGUAUUUAUAUGUACAGUGAGGUGGACUGGCGCGUUACAAUUGAUCUUUAAAGUACAGUGAUAUUUCAUAAGGGCCAACUGAAACAUUCAUCUUUUUUUUGCCUUCCGUUACUUGUGGAAUAUAUUUAAACACUAAUUGCACAUGUAUUCUUGCAGCUUCAUUAAGCACUUAAACAAUACUACAGAAACGUAAAUUAAAGCUUGCUUUUUAAUGCUUGUAGCCUUUGUGGUUUUAAAGUGAGCUAUUUCCUAUAAAAUGCAUCUCUGUGUAAAAAUGUGUCCUGUGACCCAGAUUCACAUCCUCCACCUAUUUACGUGCAUUAAGAUGGAAACCUCAUUACAGAUUGAGCUUCACGGCCAAGGUUUAAAGUAAGGUGUAUAAAAAUCCUCAGAAUCAGUUUGUAUUUUAGUUUAGUAGCUUUGUGGAUAAUUUGAGGAAUUCCGAGACCCCAUACAGGACUGGAGGGCAAAGGUUUUCUCUGGCAUGCAGCUGUGGGAUUUUUUUUUUUUUUUUUACUAAACUGUUAAUUCAUUACUGGAUAUAUUUAUGUUUUACCGUUUUCUGCUCGUGUAUCUAACAUUUUAGCUCCACACAUAUUUCACUGGUUAUUUAUUUUUAAAGUGUUGUGAUUAUUUUCUGCAUCUUCUGUUCCUUUUGCAAGGCAGCGAUGGAUAAAUAAAUGACUAUUAUUUUGAAA
Puntigrus tetrazona (Sumatra barb) is the source of this 3701-nucleotide messenger RNA. Its product is annotated as protein Niban 2-like. NCBI's taxonomy places the organism in Eukaryota, Metazoa, Chordata, Actinopteri, Cypriniformes, Cyprinidae. The coding region runs from base 103 to 2661 and encodes 852 amino acids. The transcript is spliced from 14 exons. The record is from RefSeq and is a predicted model, not a curated record.